This is a messenger RNA of Tinamus guttatus (white-throated tinamou), 684 nucleotides long. The record is from RefSeq and is a predicted model, not a curated record. NCBI's taxonomy places the organism in Eukaryota, Metazoa, Chordata, Aves, Tinamiformes, Tinamidae.
AUGCAAGGUUCCUAUGUCCCCAGCAUCACCCCUCGUUCCUGCAUCCCCAGUGUCACCCGCACCCCACGUGCCCACGUUCCCCCACCACCUCAUGCCCAAUGUCCCCAAGGAUAUGGAGCAAAAAUUCGAGCGCCACAUGCCCUGGUCAUGACUUUUCUGUUCAGGGAAGGAAGUUUAAGAGAGAAACUGAAAUCAAUUGCCCAGGCCACAUACACUCACUCCCGGAACUUGGCUUACUUCGUGUUCACCUACAAGGGGCUAAUGGCGUUGCAGUCCCGACUACUGGGGAAAAAAAUUCCACUUCACACUUUCUUUGCAGCCUUCAUUGGAGGUUGGCUAGUGUUUGGUGAGAACAAUGCCAUCAAUAGCCAGAUUAUUAUGUACCUGCUGUCUCGCAUCCUGUUUGGCUUGUCUCGGUUGGCAGUGGAAAAGGGCUAUGUCCCGCAGCCCAAGCAGGAUCCCUUCCCACUUGUCGCUGCUCUGUUAUGGGGGACAGUUCUUUGGCUCUUCGAAUAUCACCGGCACACUCUGCAGCCUUCUCUGCAGUCCUCCAUGACUUACCUGUAUGACGAUAGUAAUGUAUGGCACGACAUUUCUGACUUUCUCAUUUAUAGCAAAAGGAGUACGAACAAGUAGCUGGUUCAUUGUGAAGCGCCUUUGAAUGGGGUAGUACAUUCCAAAAAC